CACCCCGGCACCUCUUCCUCCCCUGAGUCGGGUCGGUGUGUAGUCUGCUAGCUGUAAGGGUUAUAUUUGUUCGGACGUUCCUCUGCUCCUGAAAUGAAGAGACUUCUGUUCGGUUGAUAACACUUUGUCGUUAAACACAUAUUAAAUCUAUUUAUUCAACAAACAUGAACUCUUGUCGAGGCUUAACUUUGUUCUAUCGAUCAGUUCAAUGGUCCAACUGUAUACCAUUUGUUGGUACUAGUAGGUGCUGGGAUCCUAGAUGUCAAACGUUUCUCAAAUUGCUCCAAGCUAACUUCUGUUCGCUUACAAUCAAGAACUCCACAUUAAACAAGGUGCAUCAACCUCAGCUUUCUGCAAUUCUCUCAGUGCAACGUAACUAUGCUUCUAAGAAAAGUGCCAAGAAAAAGACAAAUGUGCAAGUAAAUUUAACUGGACUUGGAGAACUUAUCGAAGUGGAAGAAAUGGUUCAGAGAAUGGAAGGUGCUGUUCAGACCAUGAAAACUGAGUUUGUUAAGAGCCUAUCUCUCCGAUCCGCAGGGUCAAUUGAAAGUAUGAAAGUAAGAUUUGAAGGAAAAGAAUAUGAGCUUCAACAAGUGGCAAAGAUGACUCGAAAAGGCCAACAAACUAUUGUGUUGGAUAUGUUGUCUUUCCCUCAGAUGACUAAAACUGUUGUUGACACUCUGAAGACUUCAUCUCUAAAUUUAAAUCCGCAACAAGAGGGGACAACAAUUUAUGUCCCAAUACCUAAAGUUACAAAGGAGCAUCGAGAGAUUUUAGCUAAGAAGGCUAAAGCCCUUUUUAUCACCUGUAGAGAUUCCAUCAAACAGACUCAAGAAAAAAAUAUUAAAGAAUUAAGGAACAGUGAUGUUUCUGAUAGCGAAAGACAAUCAGCCUAUAAGCAGGUGAUAGCAAUUGCUGAUAAAUACGUAGCGCAAUCAGAAGAAAUUAUGAAGGGAAAGCAAGAUGAACUACUUGGAAAGUCCUAAAAAGUGACACUUUCAAUCAUAAAUAGAUAAAUACAAUAAAAGUUAUGCCCAUAUGACAUUUUA
This is a messenger RNA of Thrips palmi, 1049 nucleotides long. It is a transcript of the gene mRRF1, whose product is annotated as ribosome-recycling factor, mitochondrial. The record is from RefSeq and is a predicted model, not a curated record. Gene Ontology annotation, cellular component: mitochondrion. Gene Ontology annotation, molecular function: ribosomal large subunit binding. Gene Ontology annotation, biological process: translation. The transcript has 6 exons. Bases 165 to 986 code for a protein of 273 amino acids. NCBI's taxonomy places the organism in Eukaryota, Metazoa, Arthropoda, Insecta, Thysanoptera, Thripidae.